AUGUUCAGCUCCGGCCCGGGCUCCGCCGAGCAGCGGAGGGCGGCGGAGGGACUCCAAUGCCCAGCGGGCCGUGCGCGGGAUGCGCUUGCGCGCUACGCGGACGGGGGGGCGGUCGGGCCAUUUAAAUGUGUGUUUGUGGGUGAAAUGGCUGCGCAGGUCGGAGCGGUGCGCGUCGUACGGGCGGUGGCGGCGCCGGAGGAGCCGGACAAAGACGGCAAGGAGAAGCCCCACGCCGGGGCCUCGCCGCGGGGAGUGAAGCGGCAGCGCCGGGCGAGCAGCGGGGGGUCCCAGGAGAAGCGGGGGCGGCCGAGCCAGGACCCCGCUCUGGCCGCCUCUCACCGGCGGCGUCGCAGCCGCCAACAUCCCGGGCCGCUGCCGCCGCCGCUGCCGCCGCCGCCGCCGCCGAAUGCAGCAGCGGCCGCGCCGCCGACCCUCCCGGGCCCCGUGGAGCCCCUGCUGCUGCCGCCGCCGCCGCCGCCCUCGCUGGCCCCCGCCGGGCCCGCCGUGGCCGCCGCGCUGCCGGCCCCCGGCACGUCGGCCCUCUUCACCUUCUCGCCGCUGACGGUGAGCGCGGCCGGGCCCAGGCACAAGGGCCACCGCGAGCGGCACCGGCACCACCACCACCGCGGCGCGGCCGGCGAGCCCGGCGCCUGCGGGCCGGCCGAGCUCAAGCACAAGGACAAGCAGGAGAACGGCGAGCGGGCCGCCGGGCUGCCGCUCCUCACGGCCCCCAAGCGAGAAACACCGGAUGAAAACGGGAAAGCCCAGAGAGCGGAUGAUUUUGUGUUGAAGAAAAUAAAGAAGAAAAAGAAAAAGAAACACCGAGAAGACAUGCGAGGAAGACGCCUUAAAAUGUACAACAAGGAAGUCCAAACUGUGUGCGCCGGCCUGACGCGCAUCAGCAAGGAGGCCCUCGCCCAGGGCCAGGCCAGCAGCACCCCGGGCGUGAGCGGGGAGGCCUGCCGCUACCUGACGGACGAGCAGCUGUGCCGGCUGAACGUGGGCACGCAGGAGUACCGGGUGCCCCAGGGCGUGCAGACUCCCUUUGUCACCCACCAGGAGCAUUCGAUCCGGAGAAGUUCCUUAAACACAGGCACUAAGUUCAGCAACUUUAUCCACGAGGAGCACCAGUCCAACGGUGGUGCCCUCAUCCUGCACGCUUACAUGGACGAACUCUCAUUCUUGUCUCCCGUGGAGAUGGAGAGGUUUUCCGAGGAGUUUCUUGCUCUGACAUUCAGUGAAAAUGAGAAAAACGCUGCGCACUAUGCUUUAGCGAUAGUGCAUGGGGCGGCUGCUUAUCUUCCGGACUUCUUGGACUAUUUUGCUUUUAAUUUCCCCAGCACUCCGGUGAAAAUGGAGAUUCUGGGCAAGAAAGACAUCGAAACCACCACCAUUUCCAAUUUCCACACUCAGGUCAACAGGACGUACUGCUGCGGCACCUACCGAGCAGGUCCCAUGCGGCAGAUAAGUCUUGUUGGAGCAGUCGAUGAAGAAGUUGGUGAUUAUUUCCCAGAGUUCCUUGAUAUGUUAGAAGAGUCACCAUUUCUGAAAAUGACUUUGCCCUGGGGUACGCUGUCCAGCCUCCGGCUCCAGUGUCGGUCCCAGAGCGAUGAUGGGCCCAUCAUGUGGGUGAGGCCAGGGGAGCAGAUGAUCCCCACAGCAGACAUGCCAAAGUCACCCUUCAAACGACGACGAUCAAUGAAUGAGAUAAAAAAUCUCCAGUACCUACCUCGGACCAGUGAGCCCCGUGAAGUGCUCUUUGAAGACAGGACAAGAGCCCACGCCGACCACGUGGGCCAGGGCUUUGACUGGCAGAGCACCGCCGCGGUCGGCGUCCUGAAAGCCGUGCAGUUCGGUGAAUGGAGUGACCAGCCUCGCAUAACCAAAGAUGUGAUUUGUUUCCACGCUGAGGAUUUCACUGAUGUUGUACAGAGACUGCAGUUAGACCUUCACGAACCUCCAGUUUCCCAGUGUGUGCAGUGGGUGGAUGAAGCCAAACUAAACCAAAUGAGGCGGGAAGGCAUUCGCUACGCCAGGAUUCAGCUGUGCGACAAUGAUGUCUACUUCAUCCCCAGAAACGUCAUCCAUCAGUUCAAAACGGUGUCGGCGGUGUGCAGCCUGGCCUGGCACAUCCGGCUUAAGCAGUACCACCCCGCGGUGGAAACCACGCAGAACACAGAGAGCGGUGCCAGCAUGGACCGCGAGGUAACUGGAAAGCGAGAAUUCGAAGGUGACUCCCAGUGCGUGAGGAUAAAAACUGAACCCGAAGACACAUGUGCAGAGAUGCAGCUUUUCACAGCCGCAUCGUCUUCUGUCCCCCCGGCAUCAGAACUGAGCCUGCAGCCAGCCCAGAUGGCGCAGCCGGCCCCGGUGUUUAAGGCGGAGAGUAGACUGGACUCCGAACAGCCACACAAGCUACAGGAACAUCCAAGCACUCCUGUGUGA
This is a messenger RNA of Pipistrellus nathusii (Nathusius's pipistrelle), 2445 nucleotides long. Lineage: Eukaryota; Metazoa; Chordata; Mammalia; Chiroptera; Vespertilionidae. The record is from the annotation of a GenBank genome assembly.